Messenger RNA from Corapipo altera (White-ruffed manakin), 1408 nucleotides. Its product is annotated as E3 ubiquitin-protein ligase TRIM39-like. The record is from RefSeq and is a predicted model, not a curated record. The transcript has 6 exons. NCBI's taxonomy places the organism in Eukaryota, Metazoa, Chordata, Aves, Passeriformes, Pipridae. Gene Ontology annotation, molecular function: protein binding. Bases 101 to 1030 code for a protein of 309 amino acids.
UUUUCCUCGGGAACAGCCUUCGAUCCGCUCUGGGCAUCUCCGGGAGAAACUCCAGACCCACCUGCGGCUCCUCAAGGACAGGAGGGAGAAACUGCAGGGGAUGAAAGCGGCCGAGGAAGGGAAAAGCCUGGAAUUGCUCGAGCGGGUGGACGCGGAGAGGAGGAAGGUGGUGUCCCAAAUCCGGGAGCUGCAGCGGCUCCUGGAAGGGCAGGAGCGGCUCCUCCUGGCCAGGCUGGAAAAGCUGGAGCGGGAAAUCCUCGGGAAGCAGGAGGGGAACAUGGGCAGGAUCUCGGAGCAGAUCUCCGGCGUCGCCGAGCGGAUCCGGGAGCUGGAGGAGAAGUGUCGGCAGCCGCCCUGGGAGCUCCUGGAGGGCAGCAGAGAAAUCCUGAGCAGGCUGGAGGAGGACAAUGCCCAGGAGCCAGAGGAGACACCCCCUGAGCCCGGAGAGCAGCUCCCGGGGCUGCCGCGGCACAACGUGGCCCUCAAGGAGGUGCUGAUGACAUUCCAAGCGAGCCUGACGCUGGACCCGGACACGGCGCACCCUCGGCUGCUGCUGUCGGGGGACGGGAAGCGCGUCCGCUGGGAAGGGGGGACCCGCCGGACCCUCCCCGACCACCCCAAACGCUUCGACUCGUCCCGCUGCGUCCUGGCCCUGCAGGGCUUCACCUCGGGCCGCCACUACUGGCGAGUGGAGGUGGGGGCCGGGGGGGCCGCCUGGGCGCUGGGGGUGGCCAAGGAGUCGGUGCCCAGGAAGGGUCGGCUCCGCGUCGAGCCCCGGGGCGGGAUUUGGGCCGUGGGGCAGUGCGGGAGCCGCUGCCAAGCCCUGGCCUCGCCCGCCGUGCCCCUCGCCCUGCGGGACCCCCCCAGGGUGGUGGGGGUCUACCUGGACUACGAGGGGGGGCGAGUGGCCUUUUUCGACGGCGAGGAGGAGGAGCCGAUGUUCGCGUAUCCCCCGACCUGCUUCGGGGGGGAGAGGGUCCUGCCCCUGCUCUGCCUGGGCAGGGGGGGGGAGUUCACGCUGUGCCCGUGACCCCCCCCGGUCCCCGUGACCCCCCCGCUCCUGGAAAAUUCCCCUUUUCCCGGCGUUUCCGUCGACGAGAAGAAACAAGUUUGGGACGAUCCCGAUCCGAGAGAUUUUCUGCUCUACCUGGGCAGGGGGGCACAGUUCGCGCUGUGCCCGUGACCCCCCCGUCCCUGUGACCCCCCUUCGUCCCCAUGACCCCCCCGGUCUUGUCUUGCCCAGGGGAGGUGGAAAAAUUCCCCUUUUCCCGGCGUUUCUGUCGACGAGAAGAACAAGUUCGGGACGAUCCCGGUCCGAGAGAUUUUCUGCUCCGGUGUGGGGUGAGGAGGAGAAGAGGGGGAAGGACCCGAAAUAAAGGGAAACUGGGAAUAAUGGGGUCGGGCAGAA